Messenger RNA from Lolium rigidum, 756 nucleotides. Its product is annotated as peptidyl-prolyl cis-trans isomerase FKBP15-1-like. The coding region runs from base 57 to 518 and encodes 153 amino acids. Gene Ontology annotation, molecular function: peptidyl-prolyl cis-trans isomerase activity. Lineage: Eukaryota; Viridiplantae; Streptophyta; Magnoliopsida; Poales; Poaceae. The transcript has 6 exons. Gene Ontology annotation, biological process: protein peptidyl-prolyl isomerization. The record is from RefSeq and is a predicted model, not a curated record.
CUGAGAGACAAGUUCGGCCAAAAUCCUCUCCCCCGAACAAACCCCCAGCUGCAUCCAUGGCGAAGCCGCAGCUUCUUCUCUGCGUCCUCGUCGUCGCCGCCGCGCUGCUACUCGUCGCCUCCGCCAAGAAGGCCGCCGACGUGUCGGAGCUCCAGAUCGGCGUGAAGUUCAAGCCAGUGUCCUGCAGCAUUUCAGCUCACAAAGGUGACAGAGUUAAAGUUCACUACCGUGGAAAACUUACUGAUGGAACAGUCUUUGAUUCGAGCUAUGAGAGGGGCGACCCAAUUGAAUUCGAGUUGGGCACUGGUCAAGUGAUCAAAGGAUGGGAUCAGGGUAUCUUGGGCAUGUGCGUUGGUGAGAAGCGGAAGCUGAAGAUUCCUUCAAAGCUUGGCUAUGGGGAGUCGGGAUCACCUCCUACCAUUCCGGGUGGAGCAACUCUGAUAUUCGAUACAGAGCUCGUUUCCGUCAAUGGUGAGCCAUCCAGCAAAUCGGACGAGGAUGUUGGCAGUGAGCUUUAGACAGCCAGGCGCAGCGCGGAUCAAGCAAAGCAUAGUUUUCAAUGUGUCGGAUUCUUACUUGAGUAGGGCAAACACUGUGAACUGAGUAGAGACAGGAGCUUUCUCUUACCAUUAUUAUCAAACAGAGGAGUCUAGUUGUCAUAAACGAAUAGAUCAAGUGACUUUUGGUAUCCUGUGGAACUCUUGCCUUCCUGAACUAUUCUCCAAUCUAUACUGUUACGUUUGUUAUCUGCUGUUA